Molecule: messenger RNA, 4549 nt
Organism: Urocitellus parryii (Arctic ground squirrel)
Lineage: Eukaryota; Metazoa; Chordata; Mammalia; Rodentia; Sciuridae
Source: RefSeq, a predicted model, not a curated record
ACCCAGGGUUACUGGAGCCCAUUACACCUAACAGACGUGCAGCACAAAACUCAGACUCCCUCAGAUGUUUUUUCAUGUUGGGGCUAGCAUGGCCUAAAUUGAAUGUUGAUCCUGCCUUCCUUUCUGUGUCCCCUAGUCUAUACAUCCACCACUCUCUAGUCCCGUGGGGCAACCAAUAUCUCUUUGUCUCUGAGUCACCCCCAGGGGCUGCUCUAGCCUAUGGCUCUCCUUCCUGGGGAGCAAGSUUCUCUCAGCUUGUGGCUUCAAUUGUCUCAAGCCACUCUGGCUUCCUCCCUGCAGGACGGUCAGAUAAGUUAGUAGAAAUCUUCCAGCAGACUCCCCUGAGCAUGUUUCUUGCCAAGCUCCCCGGAGAGCAGCAGCAGGAGCUGGUUCAGUGCUACUUGAGGGACUUCUUGCUCUUCACCAUGAGAGUGUCCACCUGGGAGGAGCUGAAGUUUCUGCAGAUGGCGCUGUGGUGCUGUGUCUGUGAGCUGCGAGCAGCUUCAGGGAGGCCCGAGGAAGGGCUCUCCCUGCCGUGGGUGCACCUGGCCUAUCAGCAUUUCAAGACCCGGCUGCACAACUUCUCCAGAAUCUUGACCAUCCACCCGCAGGUUCUGCAGAGACUCACUGAAGCUGUACAGAAGCACGACAUGGCUGGCAGUGAGAUGACACUAGAUGUGUUGGCUGCAAUGGCCUGUGCUGAAAUGCUGAUAAGAGACACCCUGAAGCCGAGUCCCCAGGCCUGGCUGCAGCUGGUGAAGAAGCUGUCCAUACCGCUGGAGCUCGUCUGCUCGGAUGGGUACUUGCGAGGCAGUGGGAGCACAGCCAGAGCUGUCACUGUGGAGGUCAGAACCCAGUGGAGUCGUGUUUUCUCCAUUGCACUCUUUGUGGAACAUGUGCUCCUGGGGACCGAGAGCCAGAUUCCUGAGCUGGGCCAGCUGGUGACCAAGUUCGUCUUCUCACUAGACAAGUGUCUUCAAGAGAACUCUGACCUCAAGACCCACAGGCCCUUUGUGGCUGUGAUGACCAYUCUCUGUGAGUGCAAGGAGCAAGCCAGCAAGAGCCUGGCCAGGUUUGGAGUGCAGCCAUGCCUCAUCUGCCUGGGAGAUGCUCAGGAUCCUGUGUGUCUGCCCUGUGACCAUGUGUACUGCUUGCCUUGCAUCCAGAUCUGGCUCUCCAGGCACAUGACCUGCCCCUGCUGUUUAACUGUCCUGCCAGAGGAGUUCUCUUUGACAGUUUCCCAAAAGCACAGGGUGGCCAUUGGGAAACACGCCCAGUUCCGGCAGAUGUGCAACAGUUUCUUCAUGGACCUGGUUUCUACCAUGUGCUUCAAAGACAGUACCCCUCCUCAGAAGAGGGUGAUUGAUGAGCUGCUGUCUCUACUCUUUGUGCGGAAGGAGCUUUUGAGAGAUGCUCCCCAACGAUACCGGGAACACACCAAGUCUCUCUCGCCAUUUGAUGAUGCUGUGGAUAAGACUCCUGUCGUCCGCUCCGUGGUGCUGAAGCUGCUCCUGAAGUACAGCUUCCAAGCAGUGAAAGAUUACAUCCARGCCUAUUUGUCCCUGUUAGAGAAGAAAGCGUUCAUCACUGAAGAUAAGACCGAACUCUAUAUGCUCUUCAUCAACUGCCUAGAAGAUUCAAUUCAUGAGAAGACCAGUGCUUACUGCACAAGGAGUGGACUCGACUGCCUGAGGGAGGAAGGCCAUUUCCUACAGACCUGCUCCUCAGGGAGACAAAGCCAAGGACCUGCCACUGCUGCGUCUGUGGAGUACCUGCAGGAGGUGGCCAGGACUCGCCUGUGUCUUGACAGAGCUUCUGACCUCCUCCUGGAGUUUCAGGAUGGAUCAGAGCUGGCUGAGGAACAGCAGGGCUACCUGCGGCACGUCCAGCAGUUCUGCACCCAGGCAGGGAACGACUGGCACCGCGUGUACCUGGUCAGGAGGCUUGCGAGCCUGUGUGGGAUGGAAUUUGUGAAAAGCCUCUCCAGGGAGGGCCAUCAAUGCCAGUGGGUGUUUCCCAAGGGAGUCAUUGCACAGCAGAAAGACCACACGGGCCAGAUGGACCAAUACCUGGUGCAUGGGGASAAGUACAAGGCACUUCGUGACGCAGUGGGCAAAGCCAUGCUCGAGUGCAAGGCCUCCGGCCUCGAGGCUGCUCUGAUGGCCUGCAGGAGCCCUGGAGCUCAACAGGCCUUCUACCUGCUGCUGGCACUGUUCCGAGAAGUGGCUGCUCUCCACUGCUCCCACAACUCGAACCUCCACCCUAAGCCAGAGCAAUGCGAGGCUGUGAGCAGGUUCAUUGAGGACAGCAAGAUCCUGUCUCUUCCGGGGGUCAGGCCUUUCGCAGCAUCCCUCGUGGCCAACACUCUGCCCUUGCUGAGCGCAGGCCCUGGUGCUGACAGCCUUGAAGGAACAGUGACAGAAAUGGCCGUUCACACUGCGGCUGUCCUUCUGUGUGGACAGAGCAAAGUCUUGGUGCCCCUGAGGAAUUUGGCCUUCUCCCCAGCCAGCAUGGCGAAUGCUUUUCUUCCAACGAUGCCUGAAGACCUGCUGGCUCAAGCCCAGAAGUGGAAGGGUCUGGAAGGCAUCCACUGGUACACUUGUCCCAAAGGUCAUCCGUGUUCUGUAGGAGAGUGUGGCAAGCCGAUGGAGCAGAGCUUCUGUGUUGACUGUGGUGCUAAAAUAGGAGGUAUCAACCACAGACCUCAUGCUGGCUUCCAAAGUAUCAGAGACAGCACAGACAGAACCAAGACUGGCCAUGUGCUGGGCCACCCACAACCCAGAGAUGUCCUAGUAGUGUCUGACCGAGAGCUGUCCCCGGUGGUCUUCAUUCUCAUGCGCCUACUCACUCAUCUGGCUAUGCUUUUGGGAGCCACUCAAAAUCCUGAGGCUGUGAUAAACAUCAUCAAGCCUCCAGUGAGUGACCCUAAAGGAUUCCUGCAGCAGCACAUCCGGAGAGACUUGGAGCAGUUGACAAAGACGCUGGGGAAGAGUGCUGAUGAGACCACCCACGUGGUCCACCUCAUGCUGCGCUGCCUUCUCAAAGAGCAGCACCCACUCCCUGACUGGAGACAUUUAAAUUUUGAUGCAAAAUUGUCAAAAAAAGGACAUAGAAACAGUUGGGAAAAACAUGUCGAAGCUCUUCUUCUACCUGAACUGGAGCAUCUCGAUAAGACCCUSCUGACUGUGAGCACACUCAUCAGCCAGGAUGAGCGCAUCAGCUCUAGCCCUGUGGCCAAAAUCAUAUAUGGUGACCCAGCAAGCUUCUUGCUCCAGCUGUCCCAGAAAAGUGUGGCUCAUUGCUCAAAGAUUUGGAGCUGCAGGAAGAAGAUCACAGUGGAGUACCUCCAGCACGUUGUGGAGCAGAAGAACGGCAAGGAGAUGGUGCCCGUGCUCUGGCAGUUCCUGCAGAAGGAAGCAGAACUGAGACUGGUGAAAUUCUUACCUGAGAUUUUGGCCCUGCAAAGGGAUUUAGUAAAACAAUUCCAGAAUGUUCCAGAAGAUGAAUAUUCCUGUUCCAUCAGGAGUUUUAUUAGCAGUCACAGUUCAGAGGGCCUGAGGCAGCUAUUCCACAACAGGAUCACCACCUUCCUGUCCACGUGGAAUGCCCUGAGGCGGUCACUGGAGACCAAUGGUGAAAUCAAGUUACCUAAAGGCUACUACAACUCUGAGUUGGAUCUGGACACAGAUUUUAAGGUCAUCCUGCCCCGGCGUCAGGGCCUGGGGCUCUGCUCAACUGCAUUAGUCAGCUACUUGAUUAAUCUACAUAAUGAAAUCAUCUACACGAUGGAGAAGUUCUCCAAGGAAAACAACAGCUAUUCCGUGGAUGCCUCAGAGGUCACUGACCUGCAUGUUGUCAGUUACGAAGUGGAGCGGGACCUGAUGCCUCUGAUUCUCUCCAACUGCCAGUAUCAAGUGGAGCAAGGUGGGGAGACCUCGCAGGAAUUUGACCUGGAGAAGAUCCAGCGGCAGAUCAGCAGCCACUUCCUCCAGGGCAAGCCCCGGCUGACCCUCAAGGGGAUACCCACGCUGGUAUACAGACAUGACUGGAACUUCGAACAUCUCUUUGUGGACAUCAAGAACAAAAUGGCACAGAGCCCCCUCCCCAACUCAGCCAUGGGUGCCAUCAGUGGAGAGCUUCGGUCCUACAGCGAUGCCUGUGAAGCACUGUCUAUCAUAGAGGUCACUCUGGGCUUUCUAGGCACAGCUGGUGGGGAUCCAAAUAUGCAUCUGAAUGUGUAUGUCCAAGACAUCCUGCGAAUGAGCGACCAAACAACUCCGGUUUUAAAGGUAGGUCUUGUGUGCUUUUCAAGGAGAAUCAGCAUCACCUGGUCUUAGUUUCCUGCCAGAAUGCCACCACGCAGGAGCCUGGUGCAGGCAUCUGUGGAAAGGGGUGGUCAGGAACCCCACCCCUCACCAGUCCACAGAAUUUCAGUGCACACUGGGGACAGGAGAGGCAGGGACGCUCAGUGCUGACCACCUAGUAGAGCAGGAUGCACAGGUGACUGAGGACAUUGACUACCUGCUCACUGCGUGAUACUCACAGUUAC